GCACAAAAAUCGGCGCUCAAAGCUCUCGUGGUCAGCAGGUUGUGGAGCGGCUUUGGGGAUGAGGACGCAACUGGUGCGGUGGUUAUGAGACAGCUCCUAUAAUAGCAGAGCAUGACGGUGGAUGAACACAUCCUCUGAGACAACAGUUAGCUUGAGGCUAUCCAGAGCUCUACUAUUAAUGACAGUGUAUCUAUGUAGAGCACAGUGUAUCAAGGCUAAUUCUUUGCCUUGAACAUUGACCAUUCUGGUCCGCGUGCGUCACUUCGUGAGCAUCGCUUAAAGUCCAGUCUCAAUGAUUUCUUAAUAAUUAAAUUAACGGUUACUCGAAGUAUUCUCCCUAUCAGCGCCACCCCUUCCGAAGAAACGAAACCUCUGGCGCAAAGGGUGUGUAGUUGAGUUUACUGCCGAAAUCUAAAGACGGAUGUAAUCCGUAAAAUAUUAUGUCAAAAAAGUUUCAGUUCACCAGGACUGUCUCCACCCCUCCGUAGUAGGCAAGUAUCUGCUGCUAAAACGAGACCGAGGAGACACUGAGGAACAACCAACGACAAAAAGAACAAUGGCUUUACAGGUAACCACAACGAGCACGGUCUGCUCUUCAAGCGCCUGGACCACUGGGAUGUGUGACUGUUGUGCAGACUGUGGCACUUGCUGCUGUGCCUUGUGGUGCUUCCCCUGCAUGCAGUGCCAAACGGCCUCUCAGCACGGCUGGUGUUUCUGCAUGCCCCUGCUGGACGCCUGUACCUGCCUGGCAGUCUCCUGUUGCCUGCGCGGGUCCAUCCGUGAGAGACAUGGCAUCAAUGGUUCGUGUUGUGACGACUGUCUCUCAGUGUGGUGUUGCUACCCUUGCGUGUGGUGCCAGAUGUCCAGGGAACUGAAGAACCGUGGCCACGCUACCACUGUGGUCACCCAGCAGGUGAUGAGAGCGUAGAACAGAGACCAACGAGAAAGAGAAAGAAACGAAGCAACAAACGUGCACUUCCACAUCUCCACAAACUCCACUUGUUCAACACAAAGCAGUUCUUGUACUCACAUUUCACCCAAUAAUAAUGGCUUCAAAUUCAUUUUGCUAUAACAUUCAGUAUUGUUAAUCUUUUUUUGUCAGUUCUAGAUGCAUCGGGUACCAUCUUCUGUUAGUUGGGUACCCUUACAGUAGUUUACCUUAGUUUUUUAAAUGUUUAAAAGGGUUUUUUUUUUUGUUCUUAAAUAUCUGGAUGUAAAAAAAGCAAAAUAAAUGUUCAGUGGUAAACAAAUCA
This is a messenger RNA of Sardina pilchardus (European sardine), 1253 nucleotides long. RefSeq names its product placenta-specific gene 8 protein-like. The transcript has 4 exons. The record is from RefSeq and is a predicted model, not a curated record. Lineage: Eukaryota; Metazoa; Chordata; Actinopteri; Clupeiformes; Clupeidae. Bases 557 to 928 code for a protein of 123 amino acids.